CUGACAGCACCUAAUUUGGCCGGCAUUUCUUUUUAAAAAAAUAUCGUGUUUCUGUUAACUGAAGAUUCAUUUAGUUUUCCGCCAAAUUUAUAACAAAAACCAUAUGAAUUUCCUUUAUAAAUAAAAAUCAACUAAGUAAAUUGACGAUUAAGCGAUAGCCAUCAUGUCGUCGGCAGUAACUCUGGAGUGCAAAAAGCUUUGCAUGUUUCGGUGCCUUUACGCUGUCGGCCUUAGCAUUGCAAUGCAAUAUUUCCUACUCACCGUGUUCCUACUCCUAGUUAACUUCCACAUUUUGCAUCCCGUCAAUUGGAUAACCACAACGUUCGGCCUCAUCUUUUCGUUCUACACCUGGCUGUCGAUCAUGCCAUUGAUCAGUUCUGUGAUUGUUUUUGGCAUCCUGCUGGGAAAGUCUUUUCUAAGUGUGAAAAAAUACUAUGCCACAAGAUUCCGUUGGUUUAUAGGAACAGUGCUAAGGAAAUUUGCUUUCUUGGGAAUACAUUUGAUGGUGGGAUUCCUGACGGCCUGGUUGUAUGCUAGAUUUUUGCACGAAGACUACAGAACACUCUUGAUGCCUUACUUCGAUCGGAGUUUUGUGAAUAGUCGCUACACUUUACUCGUCUUCACCGGCGUCUCGGCGGGAUUCUACUUCUUCGCCAAGGAAAACUUGAAGCACGAAUCAGAAAUUGAGUUUCCCAUAAUCCAGGAAAACAAGUUAAUCAAAAUCCGAUCGAUUGUCUACUCAACUUUGUAUAACUCACUUUUGAAGUCACUGGGGCCAACUUUUGGAUUUGCCUUCCUCUAUUGGAUCGUUGGACCAUCACUGAAUAGAACCCUGGCUAACUUCUUCACCUGCGAAGUUGAUGAAACCUUUAACUCUUUGUUCAGCAUCUUGACCAACGUCCGAUUGCUGUUCUACUCGUGGAUUUUAUGUUCUCAGAUUCUCAGCAACAUGGAACUCAUGAGACAGUUCUUCUCGUUUCUGCUGGCCGAAGAAAUGCACUUUGUGAUAGAAAAGAAUCCCGUGGUUGCGGCAUCACGAACUGAAGUGACCCUUGUCGAAGCUCUUGCGUUGAGGGAAGUUCCAGUGGUUCAGCAAUUGGCUUGCUUGGAUCUGUACAACUUGGCUUCGGGUAAAGCGGCCAAUCGACGUCAAGAAGUCUUCGCUCUCUCUAUCCCCGGGGGACAUCCAUAUAACUGGAAUCAAAUAAGCGGACAGUGUUUGAGUCUUAUCAACGAAUUCACUGAGAAACUGGCUUCGUCAGUAAAGCGAAUCUCAACAAUGAAAAAUGCCCCACAAUUUGCUCAGCUUAAGCCCUCUGCCAGUGAGACUGCUGAGCGGAUCCUGCUCAGACAAUACAAUGAAACCUAUGGCAUUCGUAGAAUGAACCAAGAUCCAGUGGAGCCACCUCAGCCGCGGUGCGUUCCAGUGGAUCAGUCAACCAAUCCAUGUGAUAGAGUCACUGAGAUGCUGGAAAACUUCCAAAAGACUAUCGAAGAAGCCGCUACCACGGCACUCUAUGCUUUUCCAGGUGUGUUCUAUCUAUUCGGGGAACAGGAUGGAGCCAAAACCGCUUUCGUCCUCUCGAAUUCUCAGGCAAUCGUCUGGUUGACUGAAGGCUUGGCUGGUAUUUGCGCGAGUUCCUUGCACGAAGAUAAAUAUGGAGUUGUUCAGAAUGAACUUUCGAAAAUUAUCAAGUCGCUUCUGAAACUCAAAUUGGAACUGGACAAGUUGAACAAUGUUAAUUUGAAUGGGAAAAAAUUGGAUCGAAAUCUGAUAACGUUAAAAAAUGCCAUCAAGAGAAGUUUGUAUCGCAUUUGUACGGUCUUUGGAGAUUAUAUGAAGGAUUUAGUGGACGAACAGGAGGACUUAAGACACUUGCAUUGUUUCCUCAGUUAUCAAGAGACUUAGAGAGUUUGGGGAUGAUGGGAAUAUUGAAAACUUCAGGGAGUUUUUUUGUUUGUUAUUUUAAGGACAUUCAUUUUUGUGACUUUUUACUAAUAUACAUAAUUAUAAUUUAUUAUU
Eupeodes corollae is the source of this 2023-nucleotide messenger RNA. RefSeq names its product nucleoporin Ndc1 (gene Ndc1). Gene Ontology annotation, cellular component: nuclear pore transmembrane ring. NCBI's taxonomy places the organism in Eukaryota, Metazoa, Arthropoda, Insecta, Diptera, Syrphidae. The record is from RefSeq and is a predicted model, not a curated record. The coding region runs from base 164 to 1909 and encodes 581 amino acids. Gene Ontology annotation, molecular function: protein-macromolecule adaptor activity. Gene Ontology annotation, biological process: nuclear pore organization. The transcript is spliced from 3 exons.